Paramuricea clavata is the source of this 2155-nucleotide messenger RNA. The record is from the annotation of a GenBank genome assembly. NCBI's taxonomy places the organism in Eukaryota, Metazoa, Cnidaria, Anthozoa, Malacalcyonacea, Plexauridae.
AUGUUCAACACUUCUUUAAAUGAAAUCCUCUACAGGCAAGGUUGAAAUUCCGUUGUGUUUAACCAUCUGCAAAGUACUCAAGUUAAAAUCAAUAUGUCUGUACUCAAGUUGAAAUUCAACAUGUCUACUUUUCACAAAAAUAAACUACAGUCUAUACCAUAAAAAAGUAUAUAAUUAUUAAAAAUUUAAGCGAGUAUUGUGAUUUUUCAAGCUGGUUUUAACUUAAUUGAAGGAGCACAGUUGUACAUACUAAGCGAGCGCAGUUGUACAUGCGGCGUGAAACGUGACGUUUUUCGCACUUGUGCAAAAUUAGGGGUGGCGCUAGGGAGUGGCGUAAUUACACGCCUCAAUAAUCAAUGUGGCUCACUAUAUAAUAAAAGUGGGCCUAAUUAACACAGAGUCUUCAAUCUUCAACAUGAAUUUUGGUCUCCGAACAUGAUGUAAUAUAUGAACAACGAGAGCGAGUGUUUCACCGGGAUAACCAAACACGAGAAAGAAAUGUAUGAAAACACGAGCGCGAAGCGCGAGUGUUUUCAUACAUUGUUUUCGAGUGUUUGGAUAUCCCGGUGAGACACGAGCUCGAGUUGUUUAUAUGGCUUCUCAAAUGAAUCGAGACGUAACAGAAUGUUUUCAUUUGCGCAUGCUGAUUUGAAUAGAAUUCUUAACCAAGCAUAACGUAAUUAGGAAUUCUAUUCAAGUAAUUUUGCAUGCAUAAUUAUGAUAUUUGAUGAAAACCCUAUAGUGACUUUCAUCAAGUAUCCAAAUGGUAUCUUGUGAUCAAAUAGGUGAUUAUCGUUGGCUGAAUUGCUCAUGAAUUAUUAAUGAUUUGAGAAAAAUAGUAUCAAGACUAUCAAGUUACAUUAUUGCCAUAUAUGUCGUGAUGACACAAAGUCACAUCGCACAGCAGGUGACACUGUGACUUUAAAAAAGCUCCUAUUUCUACACAUCUGCAGGUGAUCCACGAGUCCAAGGGGACCGUGGACCAGCAGGUCCUGAAGGUCCCAAAGGAAUACAAGGUGAAUCUGGAAAGGUUGGAGUGACUUAUAUCCGGUGGGGGAAAAAGAUCUGUCCGAAUACUGGAGCUACAUUGGUUUAUAAAGGUAAUAAGACUAAUAAUAAUAGACCGAUUCGAAAAAUGGUUGUCAUUCUUUUUCUCUUCCGAAAUUAGGUUCCACCAAGGUAAUCACCGCCGUGUUAUAGAAUACUUCAAGACUAACAGUUUUUUAAGUAUAAACACAGUACCAUGCAUUUAUUGGAUGAGGUUUUUGUGAUAUCCGGAAUUAUCAAUGUCGAGAAGAGCUAUCAAUCGAGCCAAGCGCGAGACUUGAUCACACUUAACAAAACCUUCAUAAUGCAUACCUGCGCCAGCGAAUUAAGUAGUCUUCGAGUAAUCGAGUGCCCUCUAAUUUUCAACAUGCUGGCCACAACCUUGUAGAACGACUGACACACUUUAUAAGUAUGACAACUCCCCUCGCACCCCCAUUCAAUGUUGUUUCGGUCAGUUGUUCCAGAUUUUCAAGUAUGAUAGUUAGAUAAAAACAACAUUGAAUGUGGGGAGGGAGAGGAGGUGAUAUGCGGAUAUAUAAGGUGAACAACGUCCGUCGUUCUACGGUUUUUGGCCAAGAUUGUAGGUAUUCUUUAUUUUGUAGGUAAAUAUCCAACAUUUUUUUGGUUUUUAGGUUAUGUUGGAGGAACUUAUUUUGAUCAAAGUGGCGGUGCUUCUAAUUACGUAUGUUUGACACGUGAUCCCAUCUAUGCAAAAUAUCAAUCUUGUUAUCAAGACGAUCGUUCACGAAUCUUUGGCGCAGAAUAUCAAACAUACUCUACUGGCAUAUACCCCAGUAGUCUGUACAACCACGAUGUCCCAUGCGCAGUGUGUCAUGUGACCAAACGUGCUUCACAGAUGAUGAUACCAGGUCGUAACGUAUGUCCCGCGGGAUGGACACGCGAAUACAAAGGAUACUUGAUGGCCGAAAGGCACAAUCACCAUCGCACAAUGUACACAUGUGUGGAUGAAGCUCCUGAUUACACGCGAGGAACCCACGCUGAUCGUGGCGGUGCUUUGUUUUAUUUUGUUCAAGGAGAGUGUGGUUCACUUCCCUGCAAACCUUAUAUUGAGGGGCAUGAGUUGACAUGCGCAGUAUGCACUCGUUAA